Messenger RNA from Chelmon rostratus (copperband butterflyfish), 2987 nucleotides. It is a transcript of the gene grk7a, whose product is annotated as G protein-coupled receptor kinase 7a. Gene Ontology annotation, cellular component: cytoplasm. The transcript has 4 exons. The coding region runs from base 6 to 1679 and encodes 557 amino acids. Gene Ontology annotation, molecular function: ATP binding; rhodopsin kinase activity. The record is from RefSeq and is a predicted model, not a curated record. Gene Ontology annotation, biological process: regulation of signal transduction; protein phosphorylation; signal transduction. NCBI's taxonomy places the organism in Eukaryota, Metazoa, Chordata, Actinopteri, Chaetodontiformes, Chaetodontidae.
CCAAGAUGUGUGACAUGGGGGGACUGGAUAACCUGGUGGCCAACACGGCCUACCUAAAAGCUCAGGGUGGUGAUGACAAGGAGAUGAAAAAGCGCCGUCGCAGCUUGUCUCUCCCCAAGCCUGAGCAAUGCACUUCGAUGCGAGCUUCCCUUGACAAGGACUUUACAUCAAUUUGUGAAAGGCAGCCCAUUGGCAAAAAGUUUUUCCGUGACUUCCUUGCAACGAAGCCUGAAUAUAAGCUUGCUGCUGAUUUCCUGGAUGAGCUGUAUGACUGGGAUCUGGCUGAAGGUGCAGCAAAAGACAAGGCACGCCAAAACAUCCUCAACAAGUACUGCAAGGCUGACUCCAAGAACUUCCUGUCCUUUCUCACUGGUGAGGCCGCUGACAAGUGCAAGGCUGUGACAGAUGCCACCUUUUCAGAAGUGAUGAAAAGCAAAGUCCUGGAAGGUGUAAGAGAAUAUCUAAAAGGCAAACCCUUCACAGAGUACCAGACCAGCCCGUUCUUUGAUAAAUUCCUCCAGUGGAAAGAGUACGAAAAACAGCCCGUCAGUGAUAAAUACUUCUAUGAGUUCAGAACUCUGGGCAAAGGAGGCUUCGGAGAGGUAUGCGCUGUUCAGGUGAAGAACACAGGCCAGAUGUAUGCCUGCAAGAAGUUGUGUAAAAAGCGACUGAAGAAGAAGGGCGGUGAGAAGAUGGCCCUGUUGGAGAAGAAGAUCCUGGAGAAGGUCAACAGCCUGUUCCUGGUCAACUUGGCCUACGCUUAUGACACCAAGACCCACCUGUGCCUUGUCAUGACCCUGAUGAACGGAGGAGACCUCAAGUACCACAUUUACAACAUAGGCUAUGACGGAAAGGGUGGAGACAAGGGCAUUGAGAUGAAGCGCAUCAUCCACUACACGGCGCAGAUCACCACUGGCAUUCUGCAUCUGCACGACAUGAAUAUCAUAUACCGCGACAUGAAGCCAGAGAACGUGUUGCUGGAUAGCCAAGGCCAGUGCCGACUUUCAGAUCUGGGUCUGGCCAUAGAGCUUGCUCCGGAGAAGACUGUCACGCAGAUGGCUGGUACUGGAGCAUACAUGGCCCCCGAGAUCCUGAGCAAAACUCCAUACAGGACAUCGGUGGACUGGUGGGCCCUGGGCUGCAGUAUCUACGAGAUGGUGGCCGGCUACACGCCCUUCAAAGGCCCCGAGAGCAAGAAGGAGAAGGUGGAGAAGGAGGAGGUGCAGCGCCGCAUUCUCAGCGAGGAGCCCAAGUGGGAGCACAGGUGCUUCGAUGCGGUCACCAAGGACAUCAUCCAGCAGUUCCUCAAGAAGAAAAUCGAGGAGCGCCUGGGCAUGAAGAACAACAUGGAGGACCCCAGGAAGCACGACUGGUUCAAGUCCAUCAACUUCCCCCGUCUGGAGGCCGGGCUGGUGGACCCUCCUUGGGUGCCCAAGCCCAACGUCGUCUACGCCAAGGAUACCGGCGACAUCGCCGAAUUCUCCGAGAUCAAGGGAAUCGAGUUUGACGCCAAGGACGACAAAUUCUUCAAGGAGUUUAGCACGGGCGCCGUGGCCAUUCCGUGGCAGCAGGAGAUGGUCGAGACAGGACUGUUUGACGAGCUCAACGACCCCAACAGGAAAGAGGGCGGAGGAGAUCCCGAUGACGAGAAGAAGUCCGGCACAUGUAUAUUGCUGUGAGAAGCCACGCGUUUGAUGUCAUACACCAGUAAUAACACUCGAUAAUUUGUUUGUUUUCUCAGUCAGGUGCACAUUAACGUUGAUGUAAAAGGUGUUUCACGAAAGAGGCGAGCAUGAGCGUCUGCCCUGAGAAAGAUGUACCGUCCCUCUCGUGUAAGGAUGCUCAUGGUUAAGAGAUCUGCUGCUUUCGAGGCGAGGCUCAGUCAAACACGGAGGGUGUGAUGAUAUAUUUUGGGCACCGUCUCUGCGGUUCACAGCUUUUCUUGCAAAUAUACGUAUCUAAUGAUGUAGACGUGCAACCACGUUGAACAUAAAUGACUGCUAGGAGUCAUUUUUACAGACUUUUCAUUAAGGAUACUAGUGUUAGAUGACUAAGUUAAAGGCCUUUGUGCCAGAAACACUAUUUUACUUCAUGAAGAAAAUGUCUAAAUCCAAAGUAUGUAAGAAAUGAAUUUUCUAACAGUGUUUGCAGUAGAAUUACCUGCUGAAACAAUGCCAACAAAGCUAAUUGGAACAAACAUCCUCUAGACCUUGAACCUGCUCGGUUUGAGUUUCUUCUAGAGGACCGUUCAAACGUUAUUGAUGCCAUUGUAAGGUCGCACUGCUUCUGCAAUGGAGAGUGCUUUUCAUGCACAUGUGGCAGUGAUAGUUCUAGUGCUUACCUCAUGUUACAUGCUGUGAUCCCAAACCUUAUCAUUGAGGCUGAUCACCGCAUUUACAUCCUACAUAUUUUAGUUUUCUCUAAAGAAUAAAAGACAAUUGUUGCAAUUGUAUUUAUUGUAUAUAAAUAAACUAUCUAUAUCUAUGCACAGAGAGAGCGAGAGAGGCAGAGAUGUAAGAAAUGUAGAAAUUAUUUGAAAGGAAAAUGAAGAAUACUGAACAACUUUUCGCUGAGUCCCUCUACUGUUGGUGCUAUGAGGCUCAACUUAGUGACAAAUGGAGAGUGUGUACCCCCAGGAUGCUGGGAGAGAGAGGGGUGCAGGAGCGGCAGCUCGUUGCUGCAUGUGAAGGAGGAGAAUGUAGAGGAGUUGGGCGAUAAUUUCCUGCAGCAGGAAUGUGCAGGGCGCCCUGUCUACGGUCCUGAAACACUGUGAUACUUCAGGGCUCUUUUUUUAGUUUGAGAUGAGUGAGAAUAACUCAAACUAGCCAGAUCCUGAAAAAGCCGAGUAUAGAGACUUGGGUUAGUUCAAAAGAAAAUCCUUGUUAUUCUUGUUUACUUGUCUCAGGGUAAUCAUUUCCAGAUGUUGGGCAGAGUUGAGUUUUUACAGUUAAUGUUAAUAUGAUAUAAAUAUAUAUGAUACAUGUACA